CACACACACACACACACACACACACACACACACACACACACACACACACACACACACACACACACACACACACACAAACACACACGUCCUGUGUGCACAGUGGUAAUGUAUUGUACCGGACAGAGACUGUUGAUCCAUCGAGCCAUCUUACUAUCCAUAUAUUAACUAUUAUCUAUACUUAACAUAGAAACAUAAACCCAAGUACAGACACACACAGACGCAGACUGACACAGAGACGCACACAAAUAACGUCGGAAAUUAAACAGAAGGAAUUGAAUGGUGUGCGUUCACCAGUGAGAAUGGGGAUGUGCCCAAAACAAAGGGCUGGGCUACGACAACACCUACUCCUCUACACACCUGCCAACCUUCUGGCCAUCGAGACUUUAUUGCAGUUCAAGCAGGUUGAUUGUGAAUUCUCUCUCACGGACAUCCGAGCAUCUCCAGCCAACAGGAUGACCCGCGCAGUCUUGUCCAUCCUGGUGAUCUUUGUGUGUCUUGCACCGAUGCUGGAGGUCAACAGCACACAGGAUGACUUCAAGAUGUUUAUUGAAGAUGUCGAAUUGUACAUCAAUUCCUUGAAGGGUGACCUCAAGAAGAAGAAUGAAGCCAUGGAAUUGCACUUCAAUUCCUUAAAGGACCACUACAAUACUGAGAAGGACGCCCUCGCUGAAAGGAUCAAUGAGCAAAAUCGACUGCACUCUACUUUGGCCAAGUUAGAACAAUACAGUGGGCCCGAGUUUGCGGCAAUCAAGAAGAUACUUGAGACACUGAAGGAGUCGAACUCUGAACUAAAUGCUAAAUUUCUCCUGAUGACUGAAGUCAGUGACCACAAGUUUCAGAUCAUCCAGAAGAAAAUGGAGGGAAUCAAAGACUUAGUCCAUGAAACCGAGUUGAACAAAGAUGAAUUAUAAUCACACCUUAUUAACAUUAGCAUUAGUUAAUGCAGUGAUGAGAUUUAUUUAAAGCAUUGAUAGGGGUUAGAGUGAGUGGGUUCAUCAUCGCUGAUGCGUCACUGCGUCACACACAGGAUGAUGGAGGCUGGAACCUGUUGGCCCGUGGCAGAAAGUGUCAGUCAGGGUCAGGUAGUUUUGGUUUCUGACUGCUUAUUGGUUUUUUGGUUGAGGUCUUUCUUUUCACUAUAUCUGUUCUGUCUGCCUUUGUAUAAGAUAUGUAAACUCAUAAAUAAAUGUUUUGUCAUAUCU
Molecule: messenger RNA, 1202 nt
Organism: Gadus chalcogrammus (walleye pollock)
Lineage: Eukaryota; Metazoa; Chordata; Actinopteri; Gadiformes; Gadidae
Exons: 5
Coding region: 300-911 (203 amino acids)
Source: RefSeq, a predicted model, not a curated record